UCCCAUCUUCUUCAUCGGCAGUUUUAUAUAUACUCGUCAGUCACAACGACGACGACAGAGAUCGAGCGAAUAGCUAGCUCUGCGUGCAUCUCAGGAUCGAUCGAUCACCAUGCCGAACACCACCGUGACCUCCGCGUCCGUCGACCAGAACCUUGCCCUCGCCAAGCAAUGCUCGCGAGAGGCCGCCAUCGCAGGGUUCAAGGCAGCAGCUAUUGGGACCGUCGCCUCCGGAAUUCCCACCCUGGUUAGCGUCAGGAUGCUGCCAUGGGCUAAGGCCAACAUCAACCCCGCUGGCCAGGCCCUCAUCAUCUCCACAGUUGCUGGCAUGGCCUACUUCAUCGCGGCGGACAAGAAGAUCCUCGCGCUGGCAAGGCAGCACUCCUAUGAGAACGCACCUGAUCACCUCAAGGACACCUCCUUGGAGGGCACCGGCCGUCCCCACCCAGGGUUCUUCAGGCCGUGAGCGAGCAAGAUACCCUGGAAGCACUAAGUUUCUCAGCCGUCGUCGAUAUGAUGCAGCAUGUCCAACAAUAACCUACUACUACUACUAGCCUAUAUACUACUACUAGCUAGUAGUAGACAUCGGCGAUCGAUGUGGCUCCAGAGAAUCUGUAAUAGCUUAGUGCUCCAGUUUACUGUAUCAACCUUCCAUCAUAUAUUAAUAUAUCCUCCAAUUUAAGAAUAA
Molecule: messenger RNA, 685 nt
Organism: Sorghum bicolor (sorghum)
Lineage: Eukaryota; Viridiplantae; Streptophyta; Magnoliopsida; Poales; Poaceae
Product: early nodulin-93
Exons: 4
Coding region: 110-463 (117 amino acids)
Source: RefSeq, a predicted model, not a curated record